CCUGUCUGCUCAGUGUCUGAAGACAGUGACUUCCUUAUUUUACUCCUCUCCAUAUCUGGAAUUUAUUUCUACUUAAAGGACGAUGGUUCCAGUUAAACUUCUCAUUCUUGGAUCUCAAAACUCUGGAAAAACAGCUCUGUGUGUUCGACUCCUUACCAAGCGCUUCAUUGGAGAAUACGACCAUAAAAAAGAGGUGACCUACAGGUGCAGUCGGGUGGUGGACCAGGAAGCUGUUGAUCUGGAGAUUUUGGAUUUAGCUUGUAAGGUGGUCGUCCUGCAGGACAGCUGUGCAGCCUCUCUGGAGGCGUCGCUCCGCUGGGCCGACGGCUUCCUGCUGCUCUACUCCAUCACACAGCGCCUCAGCUUCCUGGAGGUUCCUCGCCUCAAGAAACUCAUCGACCAAACCAAGCAGAGUCUGGUUGUUCCUACAGUGCUGGUAGCCAAUAAAGCGGACCUGGAAAUCGGCAGGGAGGUCACAACAGAGGAAGGACAGAGACUGGCCAAGGAUUUAAGGUGUGGUUUCAGGGAGCUGUCGGUGGCAGAAUCUGUUUUAGCUGUGGAAACCUCCGUGAUUCAGCUCAUCAGGUUGGUGUUGGAUCAGCAGCGUCCUCUUCCUGACCGACGCUCCUACAUGCUGACAGUUCGCCACGCUCUGACCCGGAAACUGACCAGAUCCAAAACCAUGCAGUGGUGACGGCAACGAGAAACCAGUCUGCAGCUAUUCCAGUGGGACAUCUGAGAAAAUGGACUCUUGAAGUAUUUCACAGACGGAGACAGAGGAUGGGGACGAUAACAACAAUGGAUGUGUGGCGAGACGAUGACAUCACAGCGGUCACCAAGGAGACGAAAGUUCAGAACCCGAGUCACCUCUUCCUCUCAGAAUAGAAGAUGACUCAUCAUCCUCGCAUCAUCACACCGGGAGCCAAUCGGAGCGCUGCGUGUCACCACCUGCAUCAACAGACAACAGACCAAUCACAGAGCGACGGCUUUUCAAUUUCUAUACAUUUUACGUUCUGAAUAAAUACAUUAAUUAAAUUAAAUGCUCUUUCCGGAACUAGAAGUUUGUAUACAAAUAAAAUAAACAAUAUUAUAGUAUGUAUUUCCUUGCCACCACCUCCUUUCCCCAUUAGUAGAUUAUUUUAAUAUAAGGAAUAUUAAAUAUCCCUAUCAUAUUUUUAUGUUUCAACCAGUGAAUGAAAAGCAGCCCAUCUUUGUUGAAUGUCAGCUUAUUGUCUUUUUCUGCCUUUAACAGUUAUUAUCGCCCCACAAGUUUAAACUAAAUAGGGUUUGUCUCGUGACAAUAUUGCUCCACAGUGCCACCAGUGGUCAAACACUCCACAGGGUACCUUUAAUUAGAAGUAGUAAAGUGUACAGUAAUCAAUAGAAACUCGCCACAGAUAUACAACACCUUGUUUGUGAGAGAACAACAGAUACAGCCUGUCUCGAGAUGGGAAAACCUCUGUCAACUGAUAUCUUGAGAGAGAAAGGACACAGAGAAAAACAGUAAUAAGAGAUCAUAACAUGUAACGUGACAGUUAUUGACUUUUGUUUGAAUAAGAAUGGACAGAAAAAGCUGAUAGUAAUCACCAUGUCACCUCUUACACACCCUCUGAUGUUAAGAGAGCCAUUGAUGCCCGUACCAAAUUUCGAGACAAUCCAUUUGUAGAGAUAUCUCAAUAAAUAUAAUGCCCUUCUUACAAGCCUCUUUCACGGAAAUCUACCCAGAUUAUGUAACAGGUCACAGCUCUGAUACCUGCAGCACAAUGGACGGGGUUUUAAUCUCUCCAUUUCUCUCUCUCAUAGGAGUUAUGUGGGGCAGCAUGAGGAAUGAGAUGGGCAAGCCUGAGCAGACGUUGAAGCAAAAAAGCUAAUGAAUUCCUCUUUUACAGAGUGUGUGUGUGUGUGUGUGUGUGUGUGUGUGUGUGUGUGUGUGUGUGUGUGUGUGUGUGUGUGUGUGUGUGUGUGUGUGUGUGUGUUGUAGCUGCAGGCAAUAUAUAUCGGGGUGUCAAAACGAUCAAUCAAAACCGUCCCUACCUUCCUUUUUCAUGAUUUGUAUUUCACACAAGCCUGGCUGAUUAGGCUCUAGUUAAAGCUGUACAAGCAAAUGUGUGAGUUCACCAAACUUGUUUUAAUAAGAAUAAUAAAGCUUUAAUUUGUCCCCCCAAGCUAAUAGAAAAGGGAGCUAUAUGUCAGUCGGCUGGUCUGUACACGCCUACACAAUCCUGAAAUCACCUGUGUGUGUAUAGCAGGGUGCAGGCCUUUAAUGCAACAACUGUUGUAUUCAUUCAAGUGCAUUACAUUGUAAAUAAUACAAAUAAAUGAUCAAAUAAGUAAAUAUCAAUGAUUUUCAA
Notothenia coriiceps (black rockcod) is the source of this 2351-nucleotide messenger RNA. Its product is annotated as ras-related and estrogen-regulated growth inhibitor. The record is from RefSeq and is a predicted model, not a curated record. Bases 83 to 694 code for a protein of 203 amino acids. The transcript has 9 exons. Lineage: Eukaryota; Metazoa; Chordata; Actinopteri; Perciformes; Nototheniidae. Gene Ontology annotation, molecular function: GTPase activity; GTP binding.